Molecule: messenger RNA, 1391 nt
Organism: Striga asiatica
Lineage: Eukaryota; Viridiplantae; Streptophyta; Magnoliopsida; Lamiales; Orobanchaceae
Source: the annotation of a GenBank genome assembly
AAUAAUACAAUUGAAAAAAUUGAUGGAAAUAAAAUGCAUUAAUUGUCACUUGACUUUACUAGCUACUAAUUUUAGUAAAUAGGAUGGCUCUUUAUAAAGUGUAUUUUAAUUUUAAUAAACUAUUUUAUUUUUACUACCAGUAUAAGGGCUGUAUUUUUAGUCAGAUGGGCCUGGGACUCCACACUCAUUAGGCCCAUUGCAUAUUCUAGAAAACUACGUGGGUCAUGUCCAGAUAAUAAUCUCAUUUAGAGUGGCCUUUUACUUUUUAGUCUUAUUCUGCUAAACGCAAAGCAAUGUGGUUCGCUUUCAAUUUCCUCUAUCCUGCGUGAAUCGUAAGCUUGUUCUAGUUUAACUACAAUUCCAGGUAAAUAGCCAAUGGCAUCUUCUGGAGACUCCUGGGUAAGGGAAUAUAAUGAAGCAGUCAGACUUUCUGAUGACAUCACGAACAUGAUAUCUGAAAGGAACUCGCUGCCAGCAUCUGGGCCAGAAGCCCAACGGCAUGCAUCUUCUAUUCGGAGGAAAAUAACCAUACUGGGAACUAGACUGGACAGCCUACAAUCUCUUUUAUCAAAGCUUCCUGGCAAGCAAUCUUUGUCAGAGAAAGAAAUGAAUCGUCGUAGAGACAUGGUUUCUAAUUUGAGAUCAAAAGUGAACCAGAUGGCUUCCACUUUGAACAUGUCAAAUUUUGCGAAUAGGGACAGUUUACUUGGCCCUGAGAUAAAGCCUGUUGAUGCAAUGAGCAGAAUUAGUGGCCUUGACAACCAUGUUUCUUUUUCCCACUUUUUGCUACAAUUCCCUGCAGAACAAGAUGAGGGUCUUGAGAAACUGGAGGAAACAGUGAUAAGCACCAAACACAUUGCACUGGCAGAUAAUCUAGAUGAACAUGUCGAGGUCACAGACUCCAGAUUGCAGCGAGUACAGAGGAGGCUUGCAAUAUUGAACAAGAGGACUAAGGGUGGCUGCUCCUGCUUGUGCCUCCUCCUAUCUGUCAUAGGGAUUGUGGUUUUGGUUGCCAUCAUAUAUUUGUUGGUCAAAUAUUUGUAAUUUAAGAAAGGUUAAGUUCAAACUUCCUCGUGUGCUUUUGUUUUUAUGGAUUUAUAUAAUUAUGUUGGUAUAAAGAAGAGCUAAAGGCAGGACAGGUAAUGCCGUGUAUUUGCUUUCACAAGGACUGAUGGAUUUCCAGAUUGUUUGUCAUGUAUAUAAUUACAUGAUUUGGUUUGGUGCAAAAUUGUACUUAAUAUUAUUAGAAUCUUUUCUGCCUUGAAGAGAACUUAUGUUGAUGGUUGACGAUAUUGGUAUACCUAUGUUAACUCGUUUUAUUUUUUAUUCGGAUUUUAUGUCAAAUGUAAGUCAUUUUAUGGAUUAGUCUUGAUUUAGUCAUGUAAAAGUGG